AUGGGAAAAGAACUAAAAGCGUUGAAGCAAGGCCCGAUCCGCAUCGCAGCCCCGAUUUUUAAACUGUGGAUAUCCUCUAGGCUGGAGGGAGCCACAGCCACAAAGGGGGGAAGAAAGAAAAGAGAGAGAAGGGCGGAGGAAGGCAGAGAGACAGGAGUCCAGAUCAUUGGGCUUUCACGCUCUCACGAUCCUCUGUGCGCCACCACCGGCCAGGUGCUCCUCUUUCUGUUAUCAUCGUGGGGGGCACGGUAUUUCUGUCAUCGCUCUCCCUGCCUGUUCACAACCAAAGGUAUGUUUGGCGAUAGUCGUCUUUAUCUCUCCCCCUCCUCUUCCGUUCCUUUUUCCUUUCUUUCGGUUGCGAUCCCACAGGACUGUUUAGUGUUUCAUUUCCCUUUACCCUUCACUUUCCAAUUUCACCCAACCACCCCCUGGCUCAACACCCAUGGGAGGGAAACGCACUCUUUCGCAAUCAACUGCCUCUCCCCCAACAAUUCCCUGUGA
Messenger RNA from Aspergillus niger, 501 nucleotides. RefSeq lists its product as hypothetical. The record is from RefSeq and is a predicted model, not a curated record. The transcript has 2 exons. NCBI's taxonomy places the organism in Eukaryota, Fungi, Ascomycota, Eurotiomycetes, Eurotiales, Aspergillaceae. Bases 1 to 501 code for a protein of 166 amino acids.